CAAAUUCCAGCCGCCAUCAUGCCUAUCCCAGUUCCAAAGUCCGACAGCCUCAUGGAGAUGUUCAGCCUCAAGGGCAAGGUCGUCGUCGUCACCGGCGCCUCUGGUCCCCGCGGCAUGGGCAUUGAGGCCGCCCGAGGCUGUGCUGAGAUGGGAGCCGACGUUGCCAUCACCUACUCCUCUCGCCCCCAAGGUGGUGAGCAGAACGCCAAAGAGCUCAUGGAGAAGUACGGCGUCAAGGCCAAGGCGUACAAGUGCAACGUUGGCGACUGGGCCGACGUCGACAACUUCGUCAAGCAGGUCAUCAAGGACUUUGGCAAGAUUGAUGCCUUCAUUGCCAACGCCGGCCGCACCGCCGACAGCGGCAUCCUCGAGGGCUCCGUCGAGUCCUGGAACGAGGUCAUCCAGACCGAUCUCAACGGCACAUUCCACUGUGCAAAGGCCGUAGGCGCCCACUUCAAGGAGCGUGGCACCGGCAGCUUCAUCAUCACCUCCUCCAUGUCCGGCCACAUCGCCAACUUCCCCCAGGAGCAGACCUCCUACAACGUCGCCAAAGCCGGCUGCAUCCACAUGGCCCGCUCCCUGGCCAACGAAUGGCGCGACUUUGCCCGUGUCAACAGCAUCUCGCCCGGCUACAUCGACACCGGCCUCUCUGACUUCGUCGACAAGAAGGUCCAGGAUCUCUGGCUCUCCAUGAUCCCCAUGGGCCGCAACGGCGACGCAAAGGAGCUCAAGGGAGCCUAUGUCUACCUCUGCAGCGACGCCAGCACAUACACCACCGGUGCUGACUUGAUCAUCGACGGAGGAUACGUCUGCCGAUAA
Messenger RNA from Trichophyton verrucosum HKI 0517, 819 nucleotides. Its product is annotated as oxidoreductase, short chain dehydrogenase/reductase family. Gene Ontology annotation, molecular function: oxidoreductase activity, acting on NAD(P)H, oxygen as acceptor. The annotation marks the transcript as partial. The transcript has a single exon. Lineage: Eukaryota; Fungi; Ascomycota; Eurotiomycetes; Onygenales; Arthrodermataceae. The record is from RefSeq and is a predicted model, not a curated record. Gene Ontology annotation, cellular component: intracellular anatomical structure.